This is a messenger RNA of Olea europaea var. sylvestris, 1931 nucleotides long. Its product is annotated as GDP-mannose transporter GONST2-like. The record is from RefSeq and is a predicted model, not a curated record. Gene Ontology annotation, molecular function: GDP-mannose transmembrane transporter activity; antiporter activity. Bases 465 to 1655 code for a protein of 396 amino acids. NCBI's taxonomy places the organism in Eukaryota, Viridiplantae, Streptophyta, Magnoliopsida, Lamiales, Oleaceae. The transcript has 11 exons. Gene Ontology annotation, cellular component: Golgi apparatus.
GCCUUGCUGCCAACGGCUGCUUUCUUUCUACUCUACACAGAAAUUAUUAUACGAUACAAAUUCUAAUAAACACUAACUUGCGAAUCUGUUCUGAUUCGAUUAAAAGAUGAUGAAUCGUGACUUUUUGGAAGCUAAGCAUUUGACCUUGAAUCCUCGAUAUCAGUUCCGAUCCCAAAAUGGAGCUGCUAGAUUUGCUGGCUCCUUUGCGUGUUUUGUAGAAAGAUGGUGAUUCAUUUCUGUGUCACGCGUUUUGCGUGAGCUUUUCUUCAACUUUGCUGCGUUCUGGUGCCUUCAAGCUAAAAAGUGUUCUGAAGAUUGUGAAUAAUUUGAUUCUAAUACUUUUAAUGUACUGAUGAAGAGAAUAAUCAGUUAUCAGAGAAUGAUUUGGUGAUCUCUCGUCGGCUUCAAUAAUCUCUAGCUGGAGAAGCAUCUUCUGGUCUGUCACCGAAUAAAAGCCAGGUAACAUGUCAAGUGAAGUAAAAUCAGAUGCAAUUACUGGUCCCGAUGGCAAGGAACUAGAACUCGGACAUUUUGACGAAGCGGCCACACGUGGUGAAAAAGAGAACGUGGCUCAAAGGGAUCGUGAUGGUUUUUUUAGGCCACAAGAGUGGCCAUUUAGUAACACACUAAAACCAACAGAAUAUAGAUACUCAAGUGAAAGAUUUCUCAAAGGGACUAGAGAAGCACGAUUGGAUAUUGUGGACCCUAUAGUUGAUAGGAAUGAAAGGAGAGAGCAUCGAUCAGGAAAACAGUCUGGACCUCUACUGUCUGGUACAGCAUACUGCAUUUCUUCUUGUAGCAUGAUCUUACUGAACAAAAUUGUACUUUCCAGUUAUGCUUUCAAUGCUGGAAUUUCAUUGAUGUUCUACCAGAAUUUUAUAAGUACGGUUGUAGUAGUUGUUUUGGGUUUCUGUGGAGCGGUUACGAUUGAGAAGCCAAAUUGGAAGCUGAUUAACCUAUGGAUCCCAGUCAAUUUGAUAUUCAUUGGCAUGCUUGUUUCAGGAAUGUAUAGUUUGAAACACAUAAAUAUUGCAAUGGUGACAAUUCUGAAGAACGUGACAAAUAUUUUAACAGCGAUUGGAGAAUUUUACAUUUUCCGGAAGCGUCAAAAUGAGAAAGUGUGGACUGCCAUAUUUCUUAUGAUAAUCUCUGCUAUAAGUGGAGGCAUAACAGAUCUGUCCUUCAAUGCCUCGGGUUAUGUAUGGCAAAUAAUUAACUGCAUUUUAACUGCAAGCUACUCGCUUACCUUGCGACGUGUCAUGGACAAAGCAAAGCAUUUGACGAAAUCUGGCUCUCUAAAUGAAGUUUCAAUGGUGUUGUUGAACAAUUCAUUGUCAUUACCUUUUGCUAUCUGCUUGAUAUUCCUGUUUGAUGAAUGGGAUUAUGUAAUUAAUGCGGAAGUAAUAAGGACGCCUAUAUUUUGGGUUGUUGCAACAGGAAGUGGGCUGCUUGGACUUGCCAUUAGCUUCACCUCUAUGUGGUUCUUGAAUAAAACUGGUCCUACAACUUACAGUCUUGUAGGUUCUUUAAACAAGAUUCCUAUCUCUAUUGCUGGUUUAAUGCUGUUCAAAGUUCCCCUAAGUCUACCCAAUUUCUUCAGCAUACUAUUUGGUCUCUUUGCUGGAAUAUUGUUCGCUAAGGCCAAGAUGUCCUAAUCAUAUACAUAUUAGGAAUACAGGAAGCUUUAGUUCCUAAUAUUUUUUACCGUUUAUCCCAAGCUAUAUUGAGUACAAGAACUUGAUGAAAUAUAGUUAUACUUCAUUUCAAACUAGCUUUGUUUUUAAUAAAUUUGGGGUAAGAUACAUGAAAAAUCUGUUCGUGAAUAGAUCGGCUCUAAGAUGCAAAGCAAUUGGUCUACCCUUUCUUAUUCUAACUUGGUUUUAUUGAAAUCACGUCGCAACAUGUCACUUUCAUGAACAUUAAUUUUUUUA